Coregonus clupeaformis (lake whitefish) is the source of this 644-nucleotide messenger RNA. RefSeq names its product selenoprotein e (gene selenoe). NCBI's taxonomy places the organism in Eukaryota, Metazoa, Chordata, Actinopteri, Salmoniformes, Salmonidae. The transcript has 4 exons. The record is from RefSeq and is a predicted model, not a curated record.
UUGAAGAACUCCAUUGAAGACGCAAGAAGCAAGGUUUAGGCUCAAACAUGUGGGCCGCUUUGUUGCUCACGCUGGCCUUUUCUGCUACAAGAAUGACGGCAGAAAAAUAUGUCACAGAUAUUGCCGUUGAAGAGAGACCUGUAAUAGCCAAGGGCAUACUUAAGGCUCCAAGUGUGGUUGGAUGAGCCAUCAAGAAGAUGCCUGAGCUCUAUACGUUUCUCAUGGAGCGAUGGGCAUUGUAUCACAACCUGGAAUAUGAUUCAGGGGAGGAGAAGAAUCCACAUCUGAUCUUCUACAAUGAUAAGGAUGAGGUUGUUCAGACUGUCCCUGUAAAGAAGAUGAAGGUGGAUGAGAUCAGCAGUCUGCUGGACUCACUGGGUUUCUACAAGAGAUCUCAGAAGGGAGAGGAGGUGCCUGAGGAGUUUCAGUACUUUCCCCUGCAUGCCCCCAGGGAUGAGCUGUGAGCACAGUGACAUCUCGUGGCCAUACUCUAUCACUGCACCCUGUCACACAUGACGAGUGGGGCCCCAAGGCCACAACAUAAGCCAGGCCCCAGUCUGAGGACUACAGACUCUGUGCAGUUGAGCAAAGCAGAGCGCUACUACACUGUCUCACUGUAAUUGAAACAUUAAUUGAAUCAUGAA